Messenger RNA from Sceloporus undulatus (fence lizard), 2916 nucleotides. It is a transcript of the gene HDAC3, whose product is annotated as histone deacetylase 3. Gene Ontology annotation, molecular function: histone deacetylase activity. NCBI's taxonomy places the organism in Eukaryota, Metazoa, Chordata, Lepidosauria, Squamata, Phrynosomatidae. The transcript has 10 exons. The record is from RefSeq and is a predicted model, not a curated record. The coding region runs from base 787 to 1512 and encodes 241 amino acids.
UAAUAAUUCUUCUGAUUACCAACAAUGCUUUCCCCCUCAACAACAAUCUGGUUCUAGAAAGUGUCAUUCAAAGUUCAAGUAUAAGCAGCCCUUCCAGAAGAAGGACUCUGAUCCGGACAAACGGAAGCUUUUCAGCACACUUUGCCCCAUUACCCCCCGAACUGACUCUCUCUACCUCAAAUUUUUUAGGGGCAAGGUUGUCCUUAGACCGGACAUUUCCUUUUUGCCAAAGAUAGUUUCUGUCUUCCAUCUCAACCAAGACAUUGUUCUUUCAACGCUUGCUCCAAACCCGGCCACCGACACCGAGCGUCGACUCCAUUCCCUCAAUGUCAGGCAGGCUCUGGCUUUGUACUUCGACAGGACCUCGGUCUCGAGGCGUUCCUGCCGACUUUUCGUCUGCUAUUCCAUUCCUAAGUUAGAACUGCCUGUCACCUCCCAACGCUUCUGUAAAUGGGUGACCUCCACUAUCCACCUCGCAUAUGAACUCUUUGGGAAGACACCUCCUGCUCGAAUUUGAGCUCAUUGAACCAGGGUGGUAGCUACUUCCUCUGCCUUCCUCUCUGGCAUUUCCUUGGAGGACAUUUGUAAGGCUGCGGUAUGUUCACAACCAUUGACUUUUAUCAAGCACUACUGACUUGAUACCAGACAACGCCGUGAACCAGGCUUUGGCAGAGGAGUUCUUCUUUCAGCUUCACGUUGAGGUAUCACCCACGUGUACUUUACAUUGAUAUAGAUAUUCAUCAUGGAGAUGGUGUUCAGGAGGCUUUUUACUUGACAGAUCGUGUCAUGACAGUGUCUUUUCACAAAUAUGGGAAUUACUUCUUCCCUGGUACAGGUGACAUGUAUGAAGUCGGGGCAGAGAGUGGACGCUAUUACUGUCUGAAUGUACCUUUGCGUGACGGCAUUGAUGACCAAAGUUACAAACAUCUCUUCCAACCAGUCAUUAAUCAAGUGGUAGAAUUCUAUCAACCCACAUGCAUAGUGCUGCAGUGUGGAGCUGACUCCUUAGGUUGUGACCGUUUGGGUUGCUUUAAUCUCAGUAUAAGAGGACAUGGGGAGUGUGUGGAAUAUGUAAAGAGUUUCAACAUUCCUCUUCUGGUGCUGGGAGGAGGUGGCUACACAGUUCGCAAUGUGGCCCGAUGCUGGACUUAUGAAACAUCAUUGCUUGUAGAUGAAGCUAUUAGUGAGGAGUUACCAUACAGUGAAUACUUUGAAUACUUUGCUCCAGACUUCACUCUUCAUCCUGAUGUCAGCACCAGAAUUGAAAAUCAGAACUCGAGGCAGUACUUAGAUCAAAUCCGACAGACUAUAUUUGAGAAUUUGAAGAUGCUGAAUCACGCACCCAGUGUCCAAAUCCAUGAUGUCCCUUCUGAUCUGCUGAGCUACGACCGCACUGAUGAGCCUGAUCCAGAAGAGAGAGGGUCAGAGGAUAACUACAGCAGACCGGAAGCUUCCAAUGAGUUUUAUGAUGGCGAACAUGAUAAUGAUAAAGAAAGUGAUGUGGAGAUAUGAUGCCUGCUGCAGUCUGGAUUGUGUGCUACUGCCUGGAUAAUGGUGCUCUAAGGAGAAAGCAGGUUCCAUUAGAAAUUGUCUGCUCUUCCCAGCUGUUGCUUGAAGCCAUGGCAGCAGGAUGGCUGAUCCAUGAGAAUACUGAGGUGCAAAAGCAACAAGAGGACCCCACAUUCCCUAUGUGACUUUGCCGUCCAAUGCUGUUUGUGAAAAUAGAUAUUCAUAAUAUCAGGUUCACAGAAGUCUACCUUGCUGCUGUGUAAGCAAUUUCAAGUUUCAUUCUGCAGUAACUUUUGUUACUUUUAUGUCUAUGUCCAAUUUUAAUGGAAGGACAAAUCUGUUGCACUGGGAACAUUUCUUCUGACCUGUUUUGAUACAGGUUUACAUAAUAUUCGGUUCAAAGAGCUGAUUUGAAAUCCAUAAAAAACUAUAGUGAAAAGAUACUUUAUUUCAUCCAGUCACUAUUCCCUUUUGUAGUAAUUCAGAUGAAAGGGAGCACCAGAUAUGGUUUGCUGAUAUUUUUCUGAGAUGUAGUAGAAGUGGGAAAGCCAACUUUGGAGGCAGUGCAGGUUUAUUUAGUACAUGGCUUAGCUUAAUUCCUGGGUUAUUCUUGAAACAAUUUUUCUCUACAGUUGGGAUGUGCUGAAACUCUUUUAUCUUUAAUGGGCAGUUUGAGAGUGGAAAGGCUUGGUUGUUGUUUUUUACUAAUUUUUUCUGCUUGGUUACACUGUGUACUUGGAUGCCUGUAUGGUGCCAAAAACCAUGUUAAUGAAAAAUUGAAACCUGCAUGUGUGACAAGAUAAAAACUUCUGUGCACCACCAUCCCCCACCACCACCCCAGUACACACACGAGAAAGUGCAGGUUUUCACCUUUGUUUCAUGGAGAAACACAUUAUUUUUCAGGGUGAGAGACCUGGGCCAAAUGUUUUUGAAUAUCUUCCUAUUUUUUAUAUUUCUCCCUGUGAACGUUUAACACAUAUGUAAUGAACCCUGCCUUCUGAGCAUGGGCCUUACAUGGAUCCUAGGAUACAGUGAUUCAAUGGAAGGAAUUUCUUCACUUCUUCUGUGUCCUACCUCAUAUUGUUUAGGAAAUUAGGGGAGUGGGCACAGGGACGGAAAUGGAAAAUCGUCCUUCCAUUAACUUAAUUAGGAUUUAAACCAGAAUCAGGAAGAUUUCCUUGCAUUAACUGCACAUUCUCCUUCCCUUUUGUGUUUAUAGACAGUGAUACAAUGUGGGUCUCACUUUGGCUGUAAUUGUAAACUGUAUGAAUGAUGGAGAUAUUUGUAAUCAGUAUUGUAAGGACAUCUGUUUUAGCUCCGAUGAGCAGCAGCUGACAUUCUUUAAUGCUGAUUUUUGCCCACUAUGUUUAAAAUAUUAAACAAUCGGAUACUAUUUUUUAUAACCUG